UUUUUGAAGAAUAUAUCAAUUGUGUCGAUGGUGACAGUUUCCAUUGCUCAGGAGAUAUUUGUAUUCGCAAGUCUGACGUAUGUGACGGGAAGAGAGAUUGUGAAGACGGAGCUGAUGAACUUGGAUGUGGCAUACGUACCGUACAAGGGGUUGCAGAUGCACUUGAUAAGGAGGUAACAUGGAUAAAAAGUAAACGCACUUCUUCAUGGGGCUGGCGCGAGAAUACACCCAGAAUGAUCUCUGCGUUAUACCUAGCAGGAUAUGGCAGAUUUGAUGGUACACACCUAGAAGAAGAACUAAUGGCAAAACAAGCAAAGCUCUUAGCAUCUGUUGCCGUAUCGAAAAAUUCCUUAUCAAGCGAGUUUCUAAGCAUGCUUAUUAAUGGUUUAUUGAUAACUUGUCACAAUCCUCGUCACUUUUUUGGACAAAAUUUGAUAGAACUCCUCAAGGAAGAAAUCGAAUCGUCAAACAACUUUACCCACCCCAUAACUUAUUUAAGCCUUUGCAAUGCAAAUCAGUCCUGGACACUUAAUGCUGAACAAGACAUGGAUAAAAUUCUAAGCAUCAAUAAUUCUUUCUACGAAUUUUUUAAAGGUAAUUUCCAAAGAAUCUUAAUCCUUUUCUUACAAUAUUUCCGAAAGUCGAAUCGGUGAUUUUAUUGCGGGUUA
Molecule: messenger RNA, 668 nt
Organism: Parasteatoda tepidariorum (common house spider)
Lineage: Eukaryota; Metazoa; Arthropoda; Arachnida; Araneae; Theridiidae
Biological process (GO): cobalamin transport
Molecular function (GO): protein binding; cobalamin binding
Source: RefSeq, a predicted model, not a curated record